Messenger RNA from Caenorhabditis sp. 36 PRJEB53466, 5180 nucleotides. Lineage: Eukaryota; Metazoa; Nematoda; Chromadorea; Rhabditida; Rhabditidae. The record is from the annotation of a GenBank genome assembly.
AUGUCAACAUCAAACUCAACGAAUCGGGUCAGUCUAAUUGAUGUCAUUAUCUUCGGCGGCCUAGAAUCUCUUGGAAUAUGUGCAAUUCUGGGCAAUUUGGCGUUGAUCAUAGUGCUCCUCAACAACAAGUACUUGCAUCGUGCCAGGUACUCUUUUUUCAAAAUUUUUAAUGUGACGACCCAAAUAGAGCACAGUAAGUGUUAUGUCGAAAAAGAUGGAGUGGGUGGGUGCGAUAUUGAGAUGAGAAGAUGAAAUCGGAUAUCGUUUUGAACAGCAAACAUAAAAGACGGGGGGAAGUUGCGCAUUGUCCCACGCAAUAGAAAAUUUGCACUUUGUUUGCACGCCGGGCGUUCCGUUUUCUUAAAAAUCCGAGAAGAGGGGUUUAGAAGCACAACACACUGAUUUUGAUGAGAAAAAAGAAAGAUCUAAUAGUUUUUGGCAACACAAAAUCCGAUUCUUUCCACGUUCUAGUACAUUUUGAGAAUGCAGAGCCAACUAAGGCAAGUAAAAGAUAUCGUAUGUGUGAGUUGUGUAAACUAGUAAGAAAUGUUCAUUUACCUUCUUUGUCCAGCAAACCAAGGCAUUCAACAAAUUUGUUUACCCAGUGCAAGCCAAUUGUUAGCAAAACUUAGAGCCGCUGGUUUUCAGCUUUCAGCCAGACUAAACGUGCUAACAAAAUAGGUUUGCGACAACUUGAAAACAAUAUUGCAAGUUUGGCAGAUUUUGAAUAAGGGAACAGGGACCGCUGAAAAAAACGGAAAAUAUAAAAAUGAUAUGGCAUGACAAUAAAUUCGGUUGCAGUUUCAUCCUUAUGCUCAAUUUGGCGAUUGCUGACGUCAUCCACGGCUUUGUGACCACGUGCCACUUCUAUCCUCCCAUCCUUCUCAAAGAAAUGCACAUCGGAGAGCUCGCCGUCCGCCUGUUCAACAUCGCCGACUGGACCGCUUGGGCAAUAACACUGACGUAAGGAACGAAAUUUAUGACCCGAGAUCGAGAUGCCCAUUUAUUUUAUUCCAAGCUCGACUUUUGAUCUGAUGUUAUCCGAGUUUUAGUUCCAUUAAAUUGCGAUGAGUUGUUUCGAAAUCGGGCAUAAGACUUUUUCGAAAGCGGGGAGAAAUGAAAUGAGAUGAAGUUUUCUAAGUAUGAAAUUAUACAUUCAAGCUCUAAAAAAACUCUCCUAAAGUUAGGUGAACUUCGUAAAUUGUAAUUUCAGUCACAUGUCCGCCAUCUGUCUCGACCGUCUCAUCGCAAUCAUCCUUUACGGCCGCUACAACGUGCUUGUGACGGUGCAACGCAUCAAAAAUUUCAGCAUUUCAUGCUGGGUGCUUUUUCUGAGCACCAACGUGACGUUGUUCUUUGUGCAAGCGUGUUGCAUGAUCAGACCGUUGGAGACUUUGAACUACUACAGCUUUGGAUACGUCGAGACAAGUGGGCGUGACUCUUUGCAGCAUGUGGAACCAAUUUUUUGCAGAGCAAUUCAAUGUCUACGUGCUCACUUACACGCCUGUCGAGAUUCUCACCAUUUUGAUACUUUCCUUCAGCAAUCCCAUCACUCUAGUUCAACUUUAUCGCCGUCACAAACGGAAAAUAGCGUUGAGACAGUAAGUUUGAGUACAGUUCUUCCUACAAAUGUGUUUUCUUCUUCUAUCGAGCUCAACUCGCACUUUUCUUCCACUCAUUCCGCCUAAUCUCACCAUUUUUUCUUCUUUAAGCAUCAACUCAAUUUCGAGCACUUUUUAUUCUGAAAAAUCAGCGUUUUUCUUGAUCUGCAUGGUGUUCUUGCACUUUUUACUUGAACAACUUGAAACUAAAAGUUUUGGUGAUUUAUUUUGUUCUUUAAAAUCUAACAAUAGCUUUGGCCAAGUUCUUUUUUGACCAUUCAUCCCAAUUUUGCACGAGAGAGUGCAGUGCGUUGUUAUUCAGGCAAGGAACCACAAAAAGUGUGUCGACUUCGUCUUCGUCGCUUUUGAAGCAGCAGCGAUCACAGUGGCAACGGUGAGUGUACAGUAAGCCCCGCUUGAAAAAAAGAACACGUUUUGAACUGAUAAAAAACUAUUUUGGCGCUCCAGUGAGAACUUGUGAUUGUUCGGAGUGGUCUUUCUCCCUAUCCUCGACUCGUUUUUUUAUGUUCUCAUCUGAUGAGAAAUUCGGUUUUCCAUUGCUAGAUAUUCUUGGGAUUCUUUGGAGGUGCUUGUGGAAAUCUUAAGUUUUGUUCAGUUCUCUGGAUUUGAUAGAAAAUAGAAAGAAAAACUUGAACACCGUCUCAACAUUAGCUACAUAAUUCAAUUGAAAUGUUGUUUCUUCUCCUUAAAAUUCUUGCUUUGUCGCAGAUUUUGAUACUGAAUCCAUAAUUCAUAAUAUUCUUGAAAGCCCCGAAACCAUCAAACUAUUCAUCAAAACAGUUGUCCAUAGUUUCCUUGCCAUGACCGAGUACAUACAUAGUUCCGGAACGUCUAGUCUAAGAAUCAAGUAGCAAUAUUGCAGGAAUGUCAGAAAACGCGACUCAAAUGAUCAAUCGAAACUUUUUAGGUUGCGUUCAACAUUCACUUCUCCAUCUAGAAUAGUGUUAGUGUACAUAAAUCCGCGGCGAGCAGAAUUGUAACGACAUCCCGCAUGCGUUCUAACGGAUUUCAAUUUAUUAACUAACUUUAAGAAGCAUGCAUUUAUCUGUCGUUUUUUUUCUAGAUUUUCAUGACCUGGCAUGCUUGGAACUGGAAUGAUUCUCAUACUCACCGCUUGCAAGUUCCCCCACACCCGCACUCACUUUUCAUAACCAUACAAUAGCUAAUCCACACAUCACUCUCUAUUCAUUUCUCUCUAUCUUUUCAGUUUCUCGGCCACAUCGCUUUCUCGCUAUCUGUAGUCAAAAACGUACUCUUAGUUAUUAUAGAUGUUCAGGAGAAGUGAUAGAACUUCUCCUCAUCACUUUAGAUCGGAAAAACUAAUUUUAGAAGUUACAGAGCAAGUACCAUGCUUCUGGAAAUGUCUAUGAAAAUGGGAAGUAAGCAGAUUGGAAGUGAUGUGAGAGAAAUGGCGGCAAGGCGUUCAAAUCGACAGCAACAACGAAUUCUACUACAGGUCAGUGGCACUUGAAACUUUCAAAAUUAACAAACUACUUCAGAUUACUGUAGUCGCCCUGAUUUUCUACGCCUACAUGUCUGCCUACUACGUUUCCUACUACAGUCGCUUCCAAUCAAUUGCCGUCAUGAUCUUCAAUAGUUAUUUCUACUCGAUCACACACAUGAUCAAUCCGGUCAUCUAUUUUUCUUUGAAUAAGGAAAUGAGAUCGCAGCUGAAGUAUGUAAACUUGUCGAAAAGUCACUAGUAUUUGUAUGAUCUGCUUUCAGAGAAGCUUUUGUCGACUUCCGAAAACUUUUCGAUUGCAAGAAGAAGGAUCCAUACGGAUUUGCAAACAGUUCCACCAAAGUCAAUCAUAGCACAAAAAUGACGUGCGUUUCUCACAUCACUUUUGAUAAAAAUAUAAUAAUAUGGAAAACAUUUCAGAAUGGUCAGAGCCCAAAGCACUUCCUGCAGUGAGACUUCACCUCUUUUCUCCUCCAACACCCAUUACAAGUGAGCAAAUCAGCCAGUUUUCGGAUGAAAUAAUAAUGUUGUGUUCAGAUCCACGUGUGCCACUCAGAAAAACGAGGAGAGAUCGUUGGAUUCGUUGGAGGGAAGUAGCACUGGAAAUGAGUCGGCCGAGAUUCGGGCGAUUGUUCAGAAUGACGACCCUUGUAAGCUGUAAACGGUGUCCGAAGUGUGAUAUUGUGCCUCAAUUUGAUAGUUCACAUAGUGUUCCGUCUUGUUAUAAGUUUGUUCUUUGAUCUCUAUGUCUUCGUAGACAUUCCGUCCCAAUACCAUGAAAUCUUUAAGAGAAGAGCUUGCAACAAAGUUUUCUAAAAAUGAUUCACAAACCGGUCAAAAUCCUGUGUGAGCUUUGUGGGUUGCCGUUCCGAUUAAUGGAACCUUUAUGAGAAGUUUACUCUAUUCAGAUUUCUGGGUACCAUAUCAUUCUUAACUGCGUUUUUGAACCCGGUUGGUGCAGGAUCCCAAAAAUAAGACCCCGUAACCUGAAUUGAAACGGAAGGCUGUUAGAAGAUUCAAUAAUAUUCUCACACUUUCCGGUCAGAGUAACCUUCCUCAUUCUUCAAACUUUGCUUCUUUCCUAUGUAUUCCGGUUGUCUGACUUCAACUGUAAAUAAAUUAUCAUGUUGUGUUGUUCUGUUUUAGACCUAUCAACCCCGAAUUCCAGCCGACCAAUGUUCACUGCCCAAAUCCGACAUUUACAUGACUCCGCCAGUGGAAAUGGCGGCUAACAAGAUGGGCGCAAAAGAAAGAUCCACUUUUAUAAACCAACUUGUCUCGGUAAGCCAAUGUCAACCUCCCUGCUAAGUUUUACAAACUCAAUUGGUUUAGGCAUUGCAAUACGCGAGUAACAAGUCAUUGGCUUCGUCGGUGAAAGGACAAAACGGGAAGGAGGAUGAGGAGGAGCGAGAACAAUUGCAACCGGCCCAAGUCCUGAGGAAAUUGGACAAAUCGGCGACCACAAAUGACAUCAGCAGCAUGAUCAAACAACGGUUCUUGAAAGAAAACAACGUCAUUUCUUGAAUCAAGGGAUUGUUUUUAUUUCAGAUAUAUUCGCUUCUCCAACACGCUUCAAGUGAUCUCCAAAGACUCAAUCGAUAAUUUUAUUUCUGAAAAUCACAAGUUAGUUUUUUAAUUUCCGACACUGUCAAUGAAAAAUGUUGUGUUCCAGAUACGUGUCAAUGGGUAGUUUGGAACGGAGCUGUCUUUUGAAUGACAUGUCUGGAAAUAGUGAUUCCACGAGCACCACUAUUCAAAAAUCUGUGACAAGGUAUGUGGAGUGGAUGUUCACGUGGAAACAUGUAUUUUUUCCUGGAAGUAAGAAGUUGUGGUCCAUACGGUCUUUCCGGCCCCCCAUCCCUUUUUCUAAUUGCUAGAUGAUCCGAGCGGUCUGAAACUUUCACCCAAGAUACUUUUAUCUGAGAAGCCUGCAAAGUUUACUACAAAAGAUUUCUAACUUGCUUCAAAAACAUGUUUUCAGAUCCCAGUCCUCAUCGUCGAACAUGUUCCGUGGUAGCAUGACCAACUGCAAUGGUGACACCGGUCUCCUUCUCGACGACGAAAUCGAGACCGAUGAUGAAAUCGCUUACCUCUAA